Molecule: messenger RNA, 878 nt
Organism: Sinocyclocheilus grahami
Lineage: Eukaryota; Metazoa; Chordata; Actinopteri; Cypriniformes; Cyprinidae
Product: growth/differentiation factor 8-like
Exons: 3
Coding region: 1-750 (249 amino acids)
Cellular component (GO): extracellular region
Molecular function (GO): growth factor activity; cytokine activity
Source: RefSeq, a predicted model, not a curated record
AUGGUGUGUGCUCAAGCAAUCACUCAAUCUGAGGGAAUGCCGAAGUGUUGCAUGUUCUCACUGAGCCCAAAGAUUAUGCCUAACAGCAUCCUCAAGGCCCUGCUCUGGAUCUACCUCCGACCAGUAGAGGAGCCAACCACAGUCUUUAUCCAGAUAUCUCACCUUAAGUCUUUGUCUGAAGGGAACAACCACUCAAGAAUACGUGCACAAAAAAUUGAUGUGAACGCCCGGACAAACUCCUGGCAGCACAUCGACAUGAAGCAGCUAUUGCAGUUGUGGCUCAAACAGCCUGAGAGUAACUUCGGGAUAGAAAUCAAGGCCUUUGAUGCAAAUGGAAACGAUCUGGCUGUGACCUCCGCAGAAUCUGGAGAAGAAGGACUGCAACCCUUCCUGGAGGUGAAAAUAUCGGACACUGGCAAACGGUCCAGACGGGACACCGGCCUCGAUUGCGAUGAGCAUUCCACUGAGUCACGUUGCUGCCGGUAUCCACUCACCGUUGACUUUGAGGAAUUUGGUUGGGACUGGAUAAUUGCCCCCAAGCGCUACAAGGCCAAUUAUUGCUCCGGUGAAUGUGUGCAGAAGUACCCCCAUAGUCACAUCGUCAACAAGGCCAACCCUCGGGGCAGCGCAGGCCCCUGCUGCACACCCACCAAGAUGUCGCCAAUAAAUAUGCUGUACUUCAAUGACCGUGAGCAGAUAAUCUACGGAAAAAUCCCUUCAAUGGUUGUAGACCUUUGUGGCUGCUCUUGAGCCAGAGAGCUUCUCGAGUCGCUACGACAGCAAGCCCUAACUGCUCUGGACCAGAGGGAAGUGAAAACAACCUUUACCUUGUCCCUGACAAAAUAGUUCCUGCUAAAACAAUUGACCACACCAGGAUC